This is a messenger RNA of Exophiala dermatitidis NIH/UT8656, 2664 nucleotides long. RefSeq lists its product as uncharacterized. Lineage: Eukaryota; Fungi; Ascomycota; Eurotiomycetes; Chaetothyriales; Herpotrichiellaceae. Gene Ontology annotation, cellular component: mitochondrion; cytoplasm. Gene Ontology annotation, molecular function: ATP hydrolysis activity; ATP binding. The record is from RefSeq and is a predicted model, not a curated record. Bases 1 to 2664 code for a protein of 887 amino acids. The transcript has a single exon.
AUGCCUCCUCGUCCUCGUCCUCCACCACAAAAUCUCAGCCUCAGCAUAACCAACCCCCUAGUCCUCUACCGCGCACUCAUAGCAACCAAGAAAAUCAAGCCCGACCCGGCCCAACACCGCCUCGCACUCCAACUUCAGAAACUAUAUUUCCGUCUCAAGGACUACUCGCCGGAGAUUGAGUACCGGUAUCGGUUGGAGAAGAUUGGACGACGGCAUCGGGGACCUAAUCCUACCACUACCAAAGCCACUACCGCCGACCCUGGUAAUAACGAUGGCGCCGAGCAGAGGGGACGAUCUCAGUCUCCUACCACUGAUCGGGGGAUUCUGUCGUCCCUUUUACCAUUUUCCAAAAGUCCAUCCUCAACUCUCGCACUAAUCCGCACAACACCCCUGCACAACUCCGCCCUAUCAAUCGACUCGCCUCAAGGAAUGCUCUUAUACGGCGAAGUUGGACGAGGUAAAUCCAUGCUUUUAGACCUUUUGUAUACGUCGUUACCGUCGCGCAAGAAACGACGCUGGCACUUUAAUACGUUCAUGUUGGAUCUGUUUCGGCGGAUUGAGAUGGCGAGACGGGAGAGAAUUGAAGAUGAGGAGUUUGCCGGAUUCAGACAGAGCUUGUUUGGUGGAAGAAGUGGUGACCACAACGAACAUGUCGUGCUCAGUCUGGCAAAGGAGACGAUUUCCGAAAGUCCGAUUCUGUUCCUGGAUGAAUUUCAAAUGCCGGAUCGCACGGCGUCGAAGCUGAUCAAUGGGUUUUUUACGGCGUUUUUCCAUCUGGGUGGGGUGUUGGUUGCGAGUUCGAAUCGCAUGCCGGAGGAGUUGAGUAAGGCUGCGGGAAUCGAGUUUGGUGGGAGACACCACAAAAUGGGAGGCAUGGGGUUUGGUGGUGGCUUUUGGGGACUCGGAUGGGGACUCAGCCGAAGCAGCGAGGGUGAACGCGCGGCAAAGACGGAUUUUGGGUUGUUUUUGGAAGUUCUGAAGGCGAGAUGUGAGGUUUGGGAAAUGGAGGGCGAGAAAGAUUGGAGAAGAGAAGAAGAUCAGGACAACUUGGAACUGGCCACCACAGAUGCUAUGGAAGACCAUGAGAUGCCGACAGUUGAAAAGCCUUUGCUGUCCACAUCAACUUCAGCAGAGGGUGCCGUGGCCACACACGUUCCUCAAGAGUCAGCUGCGGAUUCACCACCCCAUUAUCACAUCAAGAUCCCGUCGACCGAAGAACCGGAGUCAUCAUCAGCUUUGAGUCAAUUCGAAUCCGACAUCCACGCCCUCAACCCAUCAGGAACAUGGCAUCCCACCACCCUCACAGUCUACGCACGUCCACUCCGCCUCGAAACCACAUACAACAAAAUCCUCAAGGCGUCCUUUUCCGAUCUGUGCGCCACAUACCUCGGUCCAGCAGACUAUGUGACGCUCUGCUCGACUUUCCAUACGCUGAUAAUUACGGACGUGCCUGUAUUGACGCUGGCGCAAAAGAACGAGGCGAGACGCUUCAUUACGCUCCUCGAUGCGCUUUAUGAGAGUAAAUGUCGAUUGGUGAUUGAGGCGGCCGCCCCGCCUGAUAAGUUGUUUUUUCCGGAGACAAACAAAAAAACUCUAAGACGGACGGCGGCUGCUCCGGGGACACUUGGCGCUGGGCCUGGAGUUGGUGUCAGUACUGCCAGUGCUGACCGACAUGGACACGAUCGGGAGGGGCCGACUACUUCUUCUCCUUGGAGUUCCGAUAACGACCACGGCUUUGAUUCUUCUGAUUUGGAAUCUGAUUCAAUUACGUCUGAAUCCUUCUCCGAAAUAUAUCAGGACUCGAUCGCCCCAUUUCGACCGAAUGUGUCUUCGUAUACGGAGAGCAGCAGCAACAAGUACGAAGAAGGCGCCAGUGUUAUGCCACCACCAUCGUUUACUCCGUCCCUGAGAAAUCCUACGCUUCGUUCCGUUCUCGCCGACGAAGACGCCGAUUUCGGUCCGACAUAUGGAAAUGGACGGGGCCAUGGGAUUUCGAAUUCUUCUACAGCAAAUUCCCGUUUCGGACAAUCCCCAAGUGCAGAUUUCAGACCAGAUUUCACAUCCACGUCCGCUCUGACCGGUGAAGACGAACGAUUCGCGUAUAAGAGGGCGAGAAGCCGGUUGUGGGAAAUGUGCGGUCGACGAUGGUGGGAUGAGAGGUUGCCUGAAACCAGAACGAAAGCGGCAACGGCAGCGGAAUCGGAAAAGUUCCAAAACCUGGAUGAUGACGAUCAAGAUGGCUAUAUGCGAUGGUGGCGCCCCGUGGCUCGCCACGGACGGUUCUGGGAGCGAUUCGACGAUAACAACGAUGAAAACAAGAGCAAUGAGGCUGCUUACGGAGAUGAAGAAGCUGAUGCUCGGUCAGAGUCAACGACAAGAGGUAUCUUUUCCUCCACCUCCACUUUUGAAGACAGCUAUCCGCAGAGUAAAGGUAGCAGUGGAAGCGACCCAUUUUCCACCUCGAGCUCCUCAUCACCAUACCGCAACAGAACCCAAGAAUCUCCGCCCACAUUCGCAGGGUAUCACGCCUGGGGAAUGAUGAAAUGGGGCAAUAAGGCGGGCGACUGGGGAAAGGGCGUGGACGCAGACAGGAUCAAGAAAAGGGGUAUAAAUAACGACAACUGGAACGAUGAGAACAACUACAAGAACAGCAGCAGUCAAUGA